AUGCAGCCUUCGCUGAUACAUCCUUUUGCGAUCAAGGCCUUGCAACGUGCGCAGGAAGCUUUGGGAAGAAAGGUGCUGAGCUGUGGUAGCGGUGACUCGCGAGUUGCUGCACGUGAAAAUCUGCACGCUGGUCCCCAGCUGCACGUCACCGAGAAUAGAACUGCACUCCGGCGCGAGACUUUGCUAUUUUUCGAGCCUCGAGGGAUGCAGGAACUGCGUAUCAAAAGCGCGCCACGCCGCUGCCACACCUCGCAUCGGCAAACGUCAAAACUUCCCGAGGACGGCAAGACCGCAAGACACGUUUCGGCCUUUGCCCGCCCCCAGCGUUCCCACAAAGCAGCUUCCAUCAACACGUUCGACAAGCUUCCAGCGGACGUCCUUCCAGCUGAUCGACAUUCGGCAUAA
Messenger RNA from Moesziomyces aphidis, 405 nucleotides. NCBI's taxonomy places the organism in Eukaryota, Fungi, Basidiomycota, Ustilaginomycetes, Ustilaginales, Ustilaginaceae. The record is from the annotation of a GenBank genome assembly.